AUGUUAUCAAUUGUCAUUCCGGUUCUGAAUGAAGAAGAGUCGCUGUUGGAGUUGCAUCGACAGAUUGUGGAUGUCUGUCAGUCGAAUGCGAUCAAUGUCGAGAUGAUCUUCAUUGACGAUGGUUCCAACGAUUCCUCCUGGCAGAUUAUCUGUGACCUGGCUGAAAAGGAUCAGCGCGUCUUCGGGAUCCGGUUCCGUCGUAACUUCGGGAAGGCAGCUGCCCUGACAGCGGGGAUGAAUGCCGUGCGGGGGGAUUACAUCAUGAUGAUGGAUGCUGACCUGCAGGACGAUCCAGCGGAGAUCCCGAACUUUCUGGCUAAAAUUGAUGAAGGUUACGACGUCGUCAAUGGCUGGAAAGAACGCCGUCUCGACCCCUGGCACAAAGUCUAUCCGAGUAAAGUCUUCAACUGGAUGGUCAGUUCCCUCAACGGUCUGAAGCUGCACGACCAUAACUGCGGCAUCAAGAUGUUUCGCGCGGAAGUCCCCCGUGAAGUUCGUUUGUAUGGUGAGAUGCACCGCUUCAUCGCAGUGCUGGCUCACUCGCGCGGGUUUAAAGUGACGGAAGUACCGGUACACCAUCGACCACGUCAAUUCGGUUACUCGAAAUACGGCAUCAAACGUUUUCUACGUGGUUUCCUGGAUUUACUCACGGUGAAAUUCCUCACCAGUUUCGGACAGCGACCGCAGCACAUGCUGGGCGGCAUCGGCCUGCUCUUCUUCUCGCUCGGAACGCUCGGUCUGGUCUAUCUGGGACUGCUCUGGGCAUUCAUGAAUUUGAUCCCCAUCAUUGAGCCUUCUCCCAUCGGUGGAAGACCGCUCUUGCUCUAUUCCGUUGCAUCACUGUUGUUAGGAGCCCAGGGCCUUUCUCUCGGGAUGUUAGCCGAAUUGAUCGUCGCUAACACCGGCCGCGAACGAGACACCUACAGCGUCACCGAACGAACCUCAGUAUCGGAUGAUCGACCAGAGACAGUAAGCUCUUCGUGA
Durusdinium trenchii is the source of this 984-nucleotide messenger RNA. The record is from the annotation of a GenBank genome assembly. Lineage: Eukaryota; Dinophyceae; Suessiales; Symbiodiniaceae.